GAGAACUGCCUGAGGAAUGUGGAUGGUUCAGUCAAAAUAUGCGACUUUGGUUGCAGCCGGACAUUUGAGGGAGAUAAUGACGAACUGUGGCGAUCCCCUGGAACUCCAGUCUUCACAGCCCCCGAAUGUUGCUCAGGCUUGACAGGGAGUUAUUACCGUGGGCGGCAAGCAGACGUGUGGGCUCUGGGGUGCACUCUGUACUGCAUGGUGAUGGGGCGCUACCCGUUCAUGGGCGACACACUCCCUUCCAUCUAUGAGAAGAUUGUGAACCAGCCUUUGUUGGUCCCGGAAGCCACAAACCCGGAGCUGGCGGAUUUGCUGAGAGGGCUUCUGUGCAAAGAUGCAAGGAAACGUUUUUCAUUGGCGGUAGCAGCCGCUCAUCCAUGGUCGACGCGCGGGUACGCGCAAGUGCAAGCAAGCUGUAACCCGACAGUGUACGAGGUGCAGCAUCCAUUUCCGGCAGGCGGGGCUGCAUUGGCAGUGGGCGGGAACGGAAGCGUGGAGCUGGGAAGCGUAGUUUGAUGGGGGAACCAGUUGUCAUGCUGCACGGGGUGUAGAGGAGGGAACAAAGCGAGAGGAUCCCGAGCAUCAGGGUGCGCGUCUCAACUCCGUGGGGCAUUCGGUUCGGAAGAGUACCAGUUUGAGAUUCUCACGCCCAGUGCGCACUUUGUGUGGGAUAGGAUUGUAGUGCUUUGCAGAGUGCAGUUGCAUAACAGGUGGAUCGGUUUAGCCACCCUCUCAUUGGCCCGACUUGUACAGAACACUUGGUUGGCAAUUUGAUAGUGCUGAAAUUGCAAGCUUUAUUGAAAUCG
Messenger RNA from Physcomitrium patens, 812 nucleotides. Its product is annotated as serine/threonine-protein kinase GRIK1. Gene Ontology annotation, molecular function: protein serine/threonine kinase activity; ATP binding. Gene Ontology annotation, cellular component: cytoplasm. Gene Ontology annotation, biological process: protein phosphorylation; intracellular signal transduction. Lineage: Eukaryota; Viridiplantae; Streptophyta; Bryopsida; Funariales; Funariaceae. The record is from RefSeq and is a predicted model, not a curated record.